AUGAAUGAACAGGUCUUAUUUUACACGCCAUCUUGGUUAUCCCAACAAGUCCGUAGUUACCGCAAUGAUAAGCACUGGCAUGUUAUCAAUGAUUAUAAAACAGUUUGGGACUUUCCCAACAAUAAACACCAACAGUACAAUUUCUCGAUCACGCAACCGAAACUGUUCAACGAGUUUGAUGACUACAAGUCCUCGCAUUGGAAACCUAAUCCCGCAUAUAAUCACCCACACCGCAGUGACACGUACAGCGCAAAGGCUUUUGUCACUUAUGAUGCCAUUAUGCGAGAUCCAUUUGGAUCCAAGACAAGGAUAAUUUCGGGGGAUACUGGUAUCGUUAUAGGCGAAUACCUGCAGGACGCGCAAUGCGGUGUGAAAGACAUCAAUCAUGAAUGCUGGACGAAUCCCAAAAAAUCCUGGAUGUGUCACCAGCUCAUCGCUAAUGCCUACAUCGGGAGCUCUUUAGGCAUGCUUAACCACAUUGUUCGCUUCAUGCAGACUGUUGAUGAUAUGGAUGCCAACAAACGCUAUACUGGUAGGGAAGAAUUCGUCAUCCCAUGGGUUGCUAUACGGUAUCCGAAUACUGUGUUUUCCAUUCCAUGGUAUCCUGUACCACGACCGCUGCGUAGGCCUUACUCGUCUGGCAUGUAUCUCAUAAAAUCCAGCUGUUACUCGACGCACGGUGGAAUCAAGAGUGUGUCUGCGAUAGUGGAUCCGAUUUCAACUAUCUACUGCAAAGGCUACAUCCCUAAAAAGUCACAUCCGAAGAGCGGUGGUAUCUACAAGCGAAACUUCAAAUCAGAUAUAUAUCUUUUGGCCCAACGUUAUAGAUACUUGAUCAAACCAAAGGUGAUGGUAGAGCAUUUCAAAGAGUUAAUCUCUCGCGUGGUGAGUAAGUCAGCCAUCUUUACACCAUCUUAA
Messenger RNA from Glarea lozoyensis ATCC 20868, 918 nucleotides. RefSeq lists its product as uncharacterized. The record is from RefSeq and is a predicted model, not a curated record. The transcript is spliced from 2 exons. NCBI's taxonomy places the organism in Eukaryota, Fungi, Ascomycota, Leotiomycetes, Helotiales, Helotiaceae. Bases 1 to 918 code for a protein of 305 amino acids.